Messenger RNA from Galleria mellonella (greater wax moth), 909 nucleotides. RefSeq names its product exosome complex component RRP40 (gene Rrp40). Lineage: Eukaryota; Metazoa; Arthropoda; Insecta; Lepidoptera; Pyralidae. Bases 151 to 861 code for a protein of 236 amino acids. The record is from RefSeq and is a predicted model, not a curated record. Gene Ontology annotation, cellular component: nuclear exosome (RNase complex); cytoplasmic exosome (RNase complex). Gene Ontology annotation, molecular function: RNA binding. Gene Ontology annotation, biological process: TRAMP-dependent tRNA surveillance pathway; U4 snRNA 3'-end processing; poly(A)-dependent snoRNA 3'-end processing. The transcript has a single exon.
AAAUUGGCGACACUGCAAUUAUCAGUGUCAAUUGUCUACAAUAAUUCAUUUUGAUAUUUACCUAUUUAUCUCUAUUCUCAAUAACCUCAAUAUUUUAUUUCUUUUAUAAUUUUUUUUCAACUGUUAAAACUGUUAUUCGAUGUGAAAACAAUGAAAGUUGAGGUCGACGAUGUGGUCUUACCUGGCGAUUUUUCAGAAGAAAUCGAUACAGCCGGUGAAAAAGGUAAGGUGAUUCUCGGACCCGGUUUACGAAAAGAAAUCGACAAGGUAUACAUCACGAAGGCCGGAGUGCUAAGAAAACGUGCGCCCAACACAUUUUGGGUGGACAGUUAUCAAAAACGGUAUGUGCCCUCGAGAGGCGAGAAUGUAAUAGGAUUUGUUGUUCAGAAAUCGGGCGACAUAUUCCGAGUGGAUGUCGGAAGUAGCUGCCCGGCUACUCUCUCUUACCUUUCCUUCGAGAACGCCACAAAGAAGAACAGACCUGAAGUUCAAGUAGGAGAUGUGUUAUAUGCCAAAAUGCUUGUAGCCAGCAAAGAUAUGGAACCAGAAAUUGUGUGUGUGGACUCACAUGGCAAGAAAGGUCGCUUAGGUGUUCUGAAUGAAGGCUUCGUUUUCAAAUGCUCACUUAAUCUAGUUAGAAAGAUAUUAAAUCCUAGUUGUCCGUUACUGGAAUCCAUAAAAAAUGAGUGGCCCUUUGAACUUGCUGCGGGUAUGAAUGGCAGAAUAUGGAUCAAAGCCAACACUAUGAGGGAGACCAUAGCAGUGGGAAAUGCUAUUUUGGCUUCAGAGUACUUAAGUGAUGAUGAAAUUAAAAAUAUGUGUACAAAUAUAGCUUCUAUUUUAGCUGGACAUGUAUCAUAGUUUGUUUUUAUAAAUUUAUACUUAAGGAAAUAAAAAUAUGAAACCUAA